CGGCGCUGGCAGGUUACCCUGGGGGCUCUGCGCGCCGCUAGCUUAGAAGGCCCCAAAGAUGGCGAUGCUGGCAGAGCCCCGUAAAAAGCAGAAGUGGUCUGUGGAUCCUAGAAACAGCGCCUGGAGUAAAGAUGAAUCCAAAUUUGGCCAGAAGAUGUUGGAAAAAAUGGGAUGGUCCAAAGGAAAGGGUCUUGGGGUUCAGGAACAAGGGAGCACAGAGCACAUCAAGGUUCAAGUGAAGAACAACACACUUGGUUUAGGAGCAGCCAUAAAUUAUGAGGACAACUGGAUUGCUCAUCAAGAUGACUUCAACCAACUUCUAGCUGAACUGAAUAAUUGCCACGGGCAAGGUGAAUCAGAGCCCUCUUGCGAACAGAAGAAGACAUUCAGUCUUGAAGAGAAAUCCAGAUCCUCCAGGAAACGUGUUCAUUAUAUGAAGUUUGCAAAAGGAAAGGAUCUCUCUUCCCGCAGCGAAGAUGACCUGUCCUGCAUUUUUGGGAAACGACAGAGUACAAAAACUGAGGAGGACAACACCUGUGCGGAUUCUCCGGAAGAGGACAGAAAAGAAGACCAGGGGAUGCCCAACCCAGUGGACCAUAGUAAUACAGUGACCAGCACCAUGACGGUGCAAGAGUAUUUUGCCAAGCGCAUGGCAAAACUGAAGCAAUUCCAGAAAGAACCAGAGAGUGAGUUAGCUGAUCCUGGCACAACCGCAGCUGAAGACUUAGAGUCUUCACAAGGACUGAAAACCAAAUCCAAAAAGAAAAAGAAAAGCCGGAAAAAUGCUGAGGCAGAGAACGUGGACGGUUAUGAAGAACCAAAGAUGAAACGCUCCAGAACAGAUGGCUUGUGGGAAGAAGAACUGGAGAUAGCAAACACUGAAUACCAACCAGGGAAAAAGAAAAAGAAAGCUAAAGGUCAACGCAAAGGUGAAGAUGUCAGUUGUGAUGGAAAUUCUUGUGUUUUCCCAGGGAGCGGAGAAAUUUACCCUGGAACAUCUGACGGGGAAAAUCUUGGUGAAGACGACUCCGAGAGAAAGCAAAAGAAACCAUAUAAGAAAAAACACAAAAAGCAGAAAAAAGAGGCAGCUGAGUAUGUCGACGGAAUGCAGAGAAAAAAGAAGAAACGUUCAAGUUAACUUAGCAGUGUCUUGGACUUUGGAAUGAGUUAGACGUUGACAUGUUGAAUAUGAAGCCUGUAAAUGCUAGCCAGACAUCAAAAUGUAGUUCGUCCCAUGUGUAGCACUCUGUCUCUAUCAGUACUGAAACCUCAGACUCUUUAAACACAGCUCUUGUUGACGAGACAAUGUAUUCCCGCCCUGCCAUAGGUGGGGAUGAAGCAUGCUAUUAACUGUUGUACAUAACAGUGCUGUGGGCUAGGCUUUUCCCAAGUCUACUGUAGUUAGGCUCUGCCUGUGCUCCAGUAAUCAGUAGUUAGCCCGCCCCCACCCCACCCCACCCCACCCCCUGCCAGCAAGAUCUAUACUUUAGCACAGUGGACUUGAAUCUACUCUCGCUUACACUGGUAUCAUUUCACUGAAGUCAGUCACCAGUUGCUAGUGUGAGAAAAGAACAGGACUGUGUUAUAAUAGAAAAUGCCUACAGAUCACUAAUCCAUCCACUGCCCUCUUCCCAGCCUUGCAAAAAUUUAAUUCAGUUGCAUUUUUUUAUCAUCCCGGUUUUCUUUUGUGCCGAUGCAGUUGCCUUCUGUGAGUCUGAGCAUGUACCAUAUAGAUGUGUGUAACCUUUUCAUUGAUUUCCUUUUGCAGCUAAAAUGAAUUUUGCUUCCUCUUAAAAUGCCUGCUCUAAUUAAAGGAUUGUGCCCAUGUGUCAGUGCAAGAGAAUGGAACGAAAUAGUUCCUUUUGUUCCCUAGCCAGUAGUUAACUAUUGCCGGGGAGGUAUUUUGUUGUUACAGAGCUACACAAGAAUUCUUUUUAGUAGCCUUGGCCGUGUAGCUUAACUUUGAGUUUCAGGCCACAAUUCUGGUAUUUACAUUGACCCAUUCAGUGUUCAAAAUGUCACACGUGAGGAGCUUUGUAGGUGGCAUACCUGUUAGCAAAAUACUUUAAACAAAUGUAGCUGUUCGCAUGCAUUGAGGGAAGGAGUUGCCAUUUGUACAAGGAAAACCAAAUUGAUUAGUACAAUUUAGCUAUUUAAAUGUAUUUUUUAAAAUUGGCUAUACAUUUGAAAUGGAGGACAGCUAAUGUUGGGACACACGACGCCCGUGUACACCAGUGUAAAGGCCGAGGACCAGAUCCUGGCACACUUACUCAGAUAGGGUGGUGGCAUCACCAAGAGAUACUGGAGUAAGGGUGGCAGAAUCAGGGCCUAAAGAAGCAUUUUCCCUUGGACCCUUUUACAAACCUUGAGCCUGAUUCUGAUUUCAUUUGCACCAGGGAGGAACUCCAUUGAAGUCAGGAGAGUUACUCUGGAUUUCAGUCAGUGUAACCAAGUAGAGCUUGGCUUUUAAUAUUGUUUUAUUCCAACUGUGCAUUUGACUCUGGGCCAGAGUCUCUUUAUGUCACCACUCUAAAUCUGGAGUAACUCCACUGGCCUUGUCCUGACAGAUAAAAAGGGAGGGUUUGGUUUUUUUUUUUUAUUGUGUUUGCGUAACAUGAUUGAAAACCCCACUGUGAUGCAGGCUAACAUGUAUGAACCUGCAUUAGCUGGCCGUGCUGUAGCCUGAGAAAAGCCUACGCUGCAACACGGCUCAUUAACAUUGCUUCAGACCUGUUAGCCUUCAUCUCAAUGGGCCUUUGCAACUGUGUCAAGCUAACACAACUGAAAAAUGCAGCCUCUUUGCCCAUCCAGACAUAGCCAUUUCCUGCUGUGGGAUUACUCCAGAUUUACAUCAAUGGAACGGCUGUUUUGGCCGCCUCUACAUUCCACACUGUACUGUUUGCCUUUUAAUCCCUGUAACAUUUACUUUUCAAUGCUAUGCAAAUAUUGGCCAUCAUGAUGCUGCUUUGGCUGGUGCUGGUACAUGGCUUUCUUAAGCAACAUGUCACUUACACAGUGUGAGUCCAAAUAAACUGCAGACCUG
Molecule: messenger RNA, 3043 nt
Organism: Terrapene triunguis (Three-toed box turtle)
Lineage: Eukaryota; Metazoa; Chordata; Testudines; Emydidae
Gene: PINX1
Product: PIN2 (TERF1) interacting telomerase inhibitor 1
Exons: 7
Coding region: 59-1138 (359 amino acids)
Biological process (GO): regulation of ribosome biogenesis
Cellular component (GO): nucleolus
Molecular function (GO): telomerase inhibitor activity; nucleic acid binding
Source: RefSeq, a predicted model, not a curated record